AAUCAGCGAGUUCCUGCCUGCUGCUCGGGCGCAGUUAAUUUUAGCCGGGGUUUGUUCUAUGAGUUGUAAAACUGUUUACCCAAGUAGAAGUUAGUAAGCUGAAAUGUGUCUUCUCAGCCUGGUGUGAUAGGAUAUCUAUUUUAGACUGCAGAUUGUAUUCAUGAUCGGGAGAGCAGUCUCCAGAAGAAUUGCAGUUCAGAAUCUGUUUUGAAAGUAUUUGUAAGUACUGUCACAGCUUUUCCAGAUUGGGAGGAAAAAUAUGGAAUGUGAUUCACCACUGACUGAACACAGCCAAAUGAACUGUAUAGACAGUAGUUUAAAAACCAGCAUUUAGCAGUUUGUUCAGGCUCUAACAUUGUCCAGCACUUUCCAGAUCAAAUUUACUGUUUACAAGAACUCUCCGCCUUACGACGUUUAGAACCUCAAGCUUUGUUUAUUUAAAAUAUUUCUACAAAAGAAGAAUUCCUGGAGCCCACUUUCCAAAACACCAUGGAUAAUUAUUUGUGGAUGGUCAUUUUGGGCUUUAUCAUAGCUUUUAUCUUGGCAUUUUCUGUGGGAGCAAAUGAUGUUGCAAAUUCAUUUGGUACUGCUGUGGGCUCUGGUGUGGUGACUUUGAGACAAGCAUGCAUUUUGGCUUCAAUAUUUGAAACCACUGGCUCUGUGUUAUUGGGAGCCAAAGUAGGAGAAACCAUUCGAAAAGGUAUCAUUGAUGUGAACCUAUACAACGACACUGUAGAAACACUAAUGGCUGGGGAAGUUAGUGCAAUGGUUGGUUCGGCUGUUUGGCAGCUGAUUGCAUCCUUUCUGAGACUUCCAAUCUCAGGAACUCACUGCAUUGUUGGUUCCACUAUUGGAUUCUCACUUGUUGCUAUCGGUACCAAAGGUGUGCAGUGGAUGGAACUUGUCAAGAUUGUGGCUUCUUGGUUUAUAUCUCCACUGUUGUCUGGUUUUAUGUCUGGCGUGCUGUUUGUACUGAUCAGGAUUUUCAUCUUAAAAAAGGAGGACCCUGUUCCAAAUGGUCUCCGGGCACUUCCAGUAUUCUAUGCUGCUACAAUAGCAAUAAAUGUCUUUUCCAUAAUGUACACUGGAGCUCCAGUACUGGGCCUGGUUCUUCCUGUGUGGGCAAUAGCUCUCAUCUCCUUCGGAGUGGCACUACUAUUUGCCAUUUUUGUGUGGCUUUUUGUAUGUCCAUGGAUGCGGAGAAAAAUAACAGGUAAAUUACAAAAGAAAAGUGCAUUAUCAAGAGUCUCUGAUGAAAGCCUCAGUAAAGUCCAGGACAGAGACUCACCAGUAUUCAAAGAGCUCCCAGGUGCCAAGGAGAGCGAUGACAGCACAGUCCCUCUCACUGGGUCAGCCGGGGAGACAUCAGUGCCCUCAGAAGGCACAUCUGCAGGAAACCACCCCCGGGCCUCCUACGGAAGGGCUCUCUCCAUGACUCACGGCUCCAUAAAAUCGCCCAUUUCCAACGGCACAUUUGGCUUUGACAGUCAGACACGGAGCGACGCACAUGUAUAUCAUACUGUCCACAAAGACUCAGGGCUCUACAAAGAUUUGCUGCACAAAAUCCACACUGACAGGGGCCCAGAGGAGCGGCCUGGCCCUGAGAACAACUACCGGCUCCUGCGGCGCAACAAUAGCUAUACCUGCUACACAGCGGCCAUCUGUGGGCUUCCCAUGCACGGGGCCUUCAAGGCUGCGGACUCAUCAUCAGCUCCAGAGGACAGUGAGAAGCUGGUGGGUGACACUGUGUCUUAUUCUAAAAAGAGACUUCGCUAUGAUAGCUACUCCAGCUACUGCAACGCAGUAGCUGAAGCAGAGAUCGAGGCUGAAGAGGGAGGUGUCGAGAUGAAGCUGGCAUCUGAGCUCCCAAACCCUGAACAGCCACGAGAGGACCCCACAGAAGAGGAAAAGGAGGAGAAAGACACUGCGGAAGUCCACCUUCUGUUCCAUUUUCUACAAGUUCUGACAGCCUGUUUUGGAUCCUUUGCUCAUGGAGGCAAUGAUGUGAGUAAUGCCAUUGGCCCCCUUGUAGCUCUGUGGUUGAUUUAUGAACAAGGUGGAGUCCUGCAAGAAGCUGCUACUCCUGUCUGGCUGCUCUUUUAUGGAGGAGUUGGAAUAUGUACAGGUCUUUGGGUCUGGGGGAGAAGAGUGAUCCAGACCAUGGGGAAAGACCUCACUCCCAUCACACCAUCAAGCGGCUUCACCAUUGAACUGGCUUCAGCUUUCACUGUGGUGAUGGCCUCCAACAUCGGGCUUCCCGUCAGCACCACACACUGCAAGGUGGGUUCUGUGGUGGCCGUGGGCUGGAUCCGCUCACGAAAGGCUGUGGACUGGCGCCUCUUUCGGAACAUCUUUGUGGCCUGGUUUGUGACUGUCCCUGUGGCUGGGGUCUUCAGUGCUGCUAUCAUGGCUCUUCUCAUGUAUGGGAUCCUUCCAUAUGUGUGAGUUGUCUUCUACCCUUCUUAGACUAAGGGUAGUCUGAGUUGGCUUGCCUGGGAGGCAACCUCCUGCAUGCAGAGGCCAUCUCCCAGACACCUUCUCCAUGUCCCUUCCAGAGGGUUCCAAACCACACCGCUCACCUAGGCUGUAAAGUCAUCCUUCAGAGCUAACUUAACUACUGUAUAUAAUCAUGUGUUCAACUGAUAUCGUGGUAAUAUUACAUGGUGCAGUUACUUAUAAACUAAAUAUAUAUUGUAUACAUAGAGUAGGUAGCUUUACUUCAUAUUCAAAAGGAGUGGAGAUAAUUGCCUAGAAUAUUUGACAAAUCUUUGUACAUAAUAAUUUUAGUGAAAAAUUUUAAGAACUUUUUAAAAGGAAAGUGCAGAUUGAAAAAUGCUAUUUUUCCCAUUUAAUACUCUAUAAGUGAGAUACAGGGUGGGUGAUACAGACUUGAGAAGGUGUACAGAUAUCAGUGUGCUAUUGAAUAAUACUGGAACAGGGGUUCACAAGUGCUUUCACUGAAGAAUUUGUUCAUAUACUGUGUAUUGAUGAUUAUGUAAUAUGUCAUAAUUGCUUCUGUAAAUAUUUAAAACUGUAAUUUUUUAAUGCUGUGCUUCCCUUAUACUUUUUUGAUCAGAGAAAUUUGGAAAGUACCAAAGAAGCAGGGGAAUAGUUUGCCAGUAUUAUAUUUUCAUUCUGUGUGUUUCCCCUUCUCAUUAAUCAUACCCUUAACUGGGAUGGGACAUGACCUCUCUGCUCUGGCCUGCCAGGACCAGUGAGUGUGCACACAUCCAGCUAUGGGCUCCCGGCUCCACUCCGCCCAACCACUGCUGCCACUUGCCAGAGAUUGGCCAAUCCUGCAGUGGCCCUUAAGUGUUGUCAGAGAAUGUACAGGCUUAAACAUACAGGAUCACGCACUACGUAUCCAGUCCAGUUUAAAUUUCUACCCCUCAGCCUCCCUUGCAGCCUGAAGAAUGGAAUUCUUGACAAAGCGAGUGCUUUGACAUGUUUGGAAAUCUGGGGUGGGGUCUGGAAUCUUAAACUACACACUGGAUUUGAGAAUUUCUUGGAGCCUUCACCUAGCUGACAGCUUGGCACUCUGCUAGAGUCCCACUAGGUUGUCCUCUUUGGGGAUAGUGGGAGGGAGGAAGUUUGACUAAUGUUAGAGCCUGAAACUAUGGAAAUGCUGCUAAAAUUUUUAUAUUGACAAACAUUUUCUUGGUACUUCAUUGUGAUUUUUCAUUAAUCAACCACAUGAAAUUUAUAAUAAAAAAAUGCC
This is a messenger RNA of Suncus etruscus (white-toothed pygmy shrew), 3718 nucleotides long. RefSeq names its product solute carrier family 20 member 2 (gene SLC20A2). The transcript has 11 exons. The coding region runs from base 490 to 2445 and encodes 651 amino acids. Gene Ontology annotation, cellular component: membrane. Gene Ontology annotation, molecular function: phosphate transmembrane transporter activity. NCBI's taxonomy places the organism in Eukaryota, Metazoa, Chordata, Mammalia, Eulipotyphla, Soricidae. Gene Ontology annotation, biological process: phosphate ion transmembrane transport. The record is from RefSeq and is a predicted model, not a curated record.